AUGCGGGUGUUAACCAUACUCGCUGCUGCCGCCAUCGCCAGCAUCAGAGCUGCUUCGAUCGACCAUGACAAGGUCCAGCCAUUCGCACAGCCCGAACCGAUCACGGACGCCGAGAAAGCCGCCAUCAAGUACAAGCCGUCACUCGCAGUAAAGGCUGGAUGUCACCCGUACCCUGCCGUGAAUGCCGCCGGCGAAACGAGUGCCGGCUUGAAAGGAACGGGGGCUCCUGACGGUGAAUGUGAAGGCUCUCCCUUAGGGUCACAGGUGUACAGUCGAUCUACGUGGUACGAGGGCAAGUGGGCAAUCAUGUAUGCUUGGUAUUUCCCUAAAGACAUAAAAGAUGUAGGCCUGAUCAAGAAAGGUCUUCGGCACGAUUGGGUGAAUUUGGUUGUGUGGCUCGACAAUCCAGCUCUAGCUAAGCCGAAAAUUCUAGCAACCGCUACGUCGACGUUUGGCGCUUACUACAAGAUUAGUAAACCAUUCAAGCGUUCGGAGGUCAUCAAUGGAAUCACUCCCAAGGUGUGCUACGAUAACGACGACUAUAAAGGGUGGCACACCAUUUUCCCAUUCCACGAGGAAGGCGAAUACCAGGAUCUCAUCCAGUGGAACCAACUGACGGACGCGGCUCGUGAGGCCUUUGAAAACGGCGACUUUGGUGAGGCCAACGUGCCUUUCAAUGACGCGUACUUUGAAACCAACCUCAAGUCUGCAUCGAGGUAG
Molecule: messenger RNA, 720 nt
Organism: Phytophthora nicotianae INRA-310
Lineage: Eukaryota; Oomycota; Peronosporomycetes; Peronosporales; Peronosporaceae
Exons: 1
Coding region: 1-720 (239 amino acids)
Source: RefSeq, a predicted model, not a curated record